ACGCUGGACAUUGAACAUCAUUUUCUGUCGUAAGCUGUACAAACGCAGCGUCAGCCUCCCGAUUUUCUCUAAUAUAGCUUUCAUUUCCUUAUUAAAUACCCACCGUCUAUACUCUAUCUUUACACAACUCCAAAAUCUUGUAUACAAGCCUACACGAGCUCCGAUUUCAACUCUAUGCCGAACUGAUCUAUCUAAACGAGUUACGCAAAUGUCGACUGACAAUCCUACCAUGCAGACGGGGACUGCAGAUGGGAAUACAGCCGUAAAGCUUGAAGAAUCUUCUCUGAACCAACAUUUUCAAUCUAUCGACUGGGACUCGGAGCGGCAGCUCGUUACUUCUCUUGCUAAGCUGCAAGAGCUUGAAUCCAAGAUUCAUGAACUCCGCUCCCUCCUCCCAGACAGACUCCUCGCCCCCAUAACACCCAUCAUCAAUCCCCGCCACACCAAAGACGGCUCAACAAUAACAACCUCCAUCCCGCGAAACCCGCAACAGCUCAAUGCGCUUUUACGCAAAUCUGCGACAGAGGGCGUCGAGGAACUAAACAGGUUUCGCCAGUUAUGGCUCAGCUCAGAUAUGCAGGCGAUUUGGAAAAGGGUGGAUGAGAAAUUGGCUGAGACGAAAGGGGCGUUUCCGCAGGUGGAGGCGGGGAUGUGGCAAGUUGACUACGAGGGGUUAUUGAGGGAGAUGGAUGAAGAGGGAGAACAGAAGAAGGAUGCAGAGAAGGAGGGACAGGGUGGUGGGGAUGUGAUGGAGGUUGAUGCUCAGGGAGAGAAGCAGUUGCCGGCGGGUAUUAUCUCUUCGGUAUAUGGUACGCCAGAGACGGAUCUGAAGACGGUCAUGGAAUCGUUCCAGAAUAGAUCAAUACCGGGAUUUCGUCUCGGGCGGACAAAGAAUGAGUCUAUGAUACUUGUGUCCCUGGGUUUGGCGGGACUCACAUUCGAGGUUCACGAAGUUCUCACCACAGGUUCUGAGACGACAACAACAACAACGACAUCGUCCGAAACAACCGGCCCAGAAAGUAGCACAAGUAAUAAACAAUCUCCCCCAGAAUGGCGCGUCUCUUCCCGAAACUCCUUCGGGAGACCAAGUCGUCUCGAAAACGCGAUUCUGCAUCAACUGAAUUCACGACCACGGAAGUGGGAUUUGUGUUAUUUACUCGAAUACGUCCUCUCAUACUCCAAUAUCAGAAGCCAACCGUGCAAGAAAUGCAAUCACGUAACUGGCUCAUUGGCUCAGUUGCCAAUUGUUCGGAAGCCGGUUGCAUUGACUUCUGCCGGGGAUGGGAGUGCUCCUGCUGAAGGGAGUGGUAAUGGUGCAAGUAAUGAGCUCGGUGUUGUAUGGGAGGCAUAUCAUCAGGCAUGCAUAUGAUGAAACCUGGGUCAUCUCUAGACCAAGUUGUAGAAUGGGAUGGCCCUAGAGGUAAUUUGACAGACAAUAUAGAAAAACAUUACAUGGCUAGUUCUGAAUUCAUAUUAUCUCCUUCAUUAGACUGAAAAUUCUGCCUUUAGACGGCAGAACCGGACGUACAACUCGAAUAUAUAAACACAUUUCCUCGAAUAGAAAAGAAUUAUCAACAUGUGAUCAAAUCAAUAUGCUCGUUUGCCAUUAUAAACUGUUGAAAAAAUAAAAACGCCCACCCAAACACCCAUGCCACAUUCUGAUAAAAACACGCUUUUGACGAAAUUCGGUACCCAUUAAUAUGUUUAUAAGAGGGAAAGUAAAAUGUAUGCAAAGUUGAAAUCGCAUCGUGAGGUUUAUUAUAUGCAUGAUAACAAGCAUCAAAAUAACCGGUAGGUACGAGACGAGACAAGACGUGUCUAAAAAAGUCCGAAGCCGCCGGCAAACGAAGUGAAUGAGAAGAUGGUAAUGGCUGCCAUACCGAGGAUGAAGCCUAGUGCUUGUCGGUCCAUUAUUGAAACGGCCGAGUUGCAGGUUACGCAGACAUAAC
This is a messenger RNA of Talaromyces stipitatus ATCC 10500, 1949 nucleotides long. RefSeq lists its product as uncharacterized. NCBI's taxonomy places the organism in Eukaryota, Fungi, Ascomycota, Eurotiomycetes, Eurotiales, Trichocomaceae. The record is from RefSeq and is a predicted model, not a curated record. Gene Ontology annotation, cellular component: mediator complex. Bases 209 to 1369 code for a protein of 386 amino acids. The transcript is spliced from 3 exons.